GCCAUGUUUCGCCGGCCCUUUAAUUAGACUGACAUUAAAACUGUGCAGAUUUUAUGAAAUCUCAGUCUUUGUGUUAAUGUGAAAGGUUAUUAAAGAGCAAGACAGAAGCUACACCUCUUCCACGGAACCUUCAGCUUUAGCACCCUGAAGUGACGAAGAGGCCAUCUGUCUUAUCAGCUCUAAAUUAAUGGUGAGAAUCAGCAGGUUCUCCUGUCCUCCCAGGACUGAUGAUGACCACAGUAGCAUGUUGCAACUGGCCAAAUGUCAUGCUGCUCUUUGGGGCCAGGCCUUGCCCCUGGAGCCUGGGCUGGGGGUGGAGAGGUGGGGGUUGAGCAUGAAAUUGCCACUUCUCCACACUGAAGCAACGCCAAAAAACUUGUUCGCAGCAUCUCAGCACAAGUGUCAAAAAUUGUUUUGAGACGAGAUGUUAGGGACACAGUCAUCAUGUUUGUGUUAAAAUAAAAUAUUUGUGUCAUACACUCUGAAAAAAAAAAAAAACUAAAACCCGAAGAGUUCAUCAAGUAUAAUCCCAUUACGCACAGACGUUGACGCGUUUUAUUGGAAGCUGAAACAAAAAGGGUGACUGAUUUCAUCAGUGCAGGUUGAAUGAAAGGCGUGCGCAACACAAACAGGACCCACCCCGGUCAGGAGCCUAUAAAAGUGGGAUGCGUCCAGACACUCCAUCACUUCCAGGCGACACUUGAAGUUUGUUUCGUGGAGGAGUCCAGCAGUGCGCGCGGAGAUGAGAGGAUUCACACUGAGUAGCGUUUGCCAGUGCGGCUUGUUUACAUACCUUAUGUUGUUUUCUUUCGUGUCUUUGACCACUGCGGUUAGUUUUGACCUCACGGAGCUGAGGAAUAAAGUAGCAAAAAUCAAAGUGAAUCCAAGAGGCAACCUUUGGGCAACAGGACAUUUCAUGGGCAAGAAGAGCGUGGUGGAUGCGCCUCUGCUGCCCUCACCUGAGGACCAGGGUGCUGAUGCGCGGGAAGUCCUCGUCCCCACGGAGCAGACUGCGCUCGGAGAGCUGUUCCACGAGUUCCUGCGCGUGGCGCUCCAAGCGCACGUGGACACGCAGGAUAGCCGCUCUAAAAACGAGGAGACGGAUUUGAUAAUGAAGAUCUUGGAAAAUUACAUGCAAAGCAGAAAGUGAUGCAGAAAGAUGGGAACCUGACGCGCAGAAUCCUGGAUCUUUGGUCGCCUGCCUCAUAAUCUGAAGGAAAAUAAAUCUAUUCAUCAUUAAUGUAAAUUAUUGUAACGGUCAUAAUUUUCCAUUUGCAAACAUUUACAGUUUUCCAUCACAUUUGUUUUUUUUAUUUAUUUUUCUUUCUUUUUUUAAGUUUUGUCUAUUUAUAUGAAAUAAAAUAACUAUUUGCAAUGCGUUGGCUGUGACGUUCUGCAUUUAACAGAUUUCUCACAAAAUACCUCUAUAAAUAAAAAUGCUAUAGGAU
Oryzias melastigma (Indian medaka) is the source of this 1448-nucleotide messenger RNA. RefSeq names its product neuromedin Bb (gene nmbb). The record is from RefSeq and is a predicted model, not a curated record. Gene Ontology annotation, molecular function: neuropeptide hormone activity; neuromedin B receptor binding. NCBI's taxonomy places the organism in Eukaryota, Metazoa, Chordata, Actinopteri, Beloniformes, Adrianichthyidae. Bases 743 to 1150 code for a protein of 135 amino acids. The transcript has 3 exons. Gene Ontology annotation, biological process: positive regulation of hormone secretion; neuropeptide signaling pathway. Gene Ontology annotation, cellular component: neuron projection.